This is a messenger RNA of Talaromyces atroroseus, 4518 nucleotides long. RefSeq lists its product as hypothetical. Gene Ontology annotation, molecular function: nucleotidase activity. The transcript has 6 exons. The record is from RefSeq and is a predicted model, not a curated record. NCBI's taxonomy places the organism in Eukaryota, Fungi, Ascomycota, Eurotiomycetes, Eurotiales, Trichocomaceae. Gene Ontology annotation, biological process: pyrimidine nucleobase metabolic process; nucleotide catabolic process. The coding region runs from base 1 to 4518 and encodes 1505 amino acids.
AUGGCCACCGGUCAGGGGCAGAGGGAGGAUGCCCGACCAGUCUUCUUUUUUGAUAUUGACAACUGUCUUUACUCAAGGGGCUCUCAGAUCCACGACAAGAUGCAGGACCUGAUUGACUUGUUUCUGGUAAAGCAUCUAUCACUCGAACCAGAGGACGCAGUCGUGCUUCACCAGAAGUACUACAAGGAAUAUGGCCUUGCUAUCGAAGGCCUAACGCGUCAUCACAAGAUCGACCCUCUUGUAUUUAACCGAGAAGUCGAUGAUGCGCUGCCAUUGGAUCAGAUCUUGAAACCCGACGCCAAACUGCGAGAGUUUCUCGAAGACCUCGAUACCACCAAAGUUAAACCUUGGCUGUUAACAAAUGCCUACGUCAAUCACGGCAAGCGAGUAGUUAAACUUUUAGGCGUUGACGACCUUUUCGAGGGUAUCACCUACUGUGACUACGGGCAACCGGUACUUAUCUGCAAACCCAAUGAGAAGAUGUGGGAGAAGGCAGAAAGGGAGGCAGGCGUCAAAUCUAUCGAUGACUGCUACUUUGUCGCUACAGUGAGGUUCGUUGGGUCAACACACUUUGCUCCGGGAGAAUGGAUCGGGGUUGAGCUGGACGAUGCAACGGGGAAGAACGAUGGAUCUGUUCAGGGAGAACGCUAUUUCGACUGCGAACAUGGAUUUGGCAUGUUUAUCAGACCCUCAGCCAUUGCAUCAGUCCUUGGGCCUGUUCCUAAGCGUGAUAGUAGACGAGGGACAACAAGCGGGACGGGCGUUGGCAAAUCCCAGGUGUCUGGAGCAGCUCCAUUGAGGAAGGCAGGCAAUGUCGGUACAGCCACUGCAAAACGGCAAAGCACAGUUUCAAGCCCCUCUCCUGCACCUAGAGAACCAGGGACUCGAAAUUUAAGGUCGCCCACCAAAUCCCCAACGAAGCAACUUAUUACUCCCUCACGACCUUCUUCGACAGUCGCAAAACCUGCCCUCUCGGCGAAGCCUAGACCUAGUAUUAGCGGGCGAACAUCGAUGGCCCCCCCUGGCCAGGGAGCGAGCUCAGCCCGACCUCGUCAGUCACUGAUAGGCAGUCAAGGCAAGGUCACACGGCCUGGGGCACCCUCGAGUACGCAGUCAUCUAUGUCAUCCAGCAAACGACUUUCGGUACGUCCGACAGUAUCAAAGAAGGCUACAGGUGAGAGUCCAAACCGAACAAGUGGCGCAUCGGAGCCAAGUGCCGACACCGACACGUCUCGUGAUAUAGAACAAGAUUUCCAAAACGAUGAUAUCUCGCACCCGGAACCGGUCAAGCCGGUAUCGCACGGGGUUAUAUCGGCUCGAGUCCCAUCAACUUCACGCAGCACGCCCCAGAGCUCCAGCAUUGCCAGGGAACUUGAAGAUCUGAAAACAAAACUCAAGGUGAUGGAGAAGAAGCGAGCCGAAGAUAGGGAACGAUUGAAGAAUCUUGAGCGUCUUCAAGCCGAGAGAGACAAAUAUGAAGGCAUCAUCCAGAAAUUGCAAGCCAAGUACCAACCUCAGCAGGUCGAAUUGACGGAGUUGAAGAAAAAAAUCCGAGAAACCGAAGCAAAACUAGAGGAGGCUGAGAGAAUGCAAGCCGAGCACGAAUCUAUCUUAGAAGUGACUGCUUUGGACCGUGAAAUGGCGGAAGAGACCGCUGAAGCAUUCAAAGUCGAGUGUCAAGACCUGAAACUCAGACUGGAAGAGCUGCAAUUAGAGAUUGAAGUUCUUCGGGAUGAGAAUGAGGAAUUGAAUUCUGUCAUGAGCCCAGAGGACAAGUCAAGCCAGGGUUGGCUACAAAUGGAAAAGACGAACGAGCGACUUCGAGAGGCACUAAUGAGGCUCAGGGAUAUGACACAGCAGACAGAAGCGGAGCUUCGUGAUCAAGUCAAAGAGUUACAAGAGGAUCUCGAAGAAUACACAGCAGUAAAAGCUCAAUACGAAGCGACCAAGGAGAAAUUGCUGUCUUCUGAAUCUAAUGUGGAUGACCUCAAGCAACAGUUAGAAACGGCUCUGGGUGCCGAGGAAAUGAUUGAAGAGCUGGCUGAUAAGAAUAUGCGUUACCAAGAGGAAAUAAACGAACUCAAAGCGGCCAUUGACGAUCUUGAAAGUCUGCAGGAGAUCAACGACGAGCUAGAACUCAAUCAUGUCGAGACAGAGAAGCAAUUGCAGGAAGAGAUCGACUACCGAGAAACUAUCUUUAACGAGCAAUCUCGCAAGGUCGCGCAGCAAGAUGAGAUUAUCGAAGAUCUGGAAUAUACCUUGGCUCGAUUCCGGGAGCUUGUCACGAAUUUACAAAGUGACCUCGAAGAUAUGCGUGCCUCCCAGCAGUUAACAGAAACAGAAGCGAAUGAGCUUUCCACUCGUUCCAGGGCAAUGAUGGAUCUUAAUCUGAAACUACGAGCUUCUGUUGAGAAAGCUCAAAGUAAAACGAUCGAAGUUGAGUUGGACCGCAUGGAGGCAGAAGAAUCUACCGAACACCUUGCAAUUGUCCAGUUUUACUUACCAGAUUAUUACGAGUCCGAGAAAGACUCGGUGCGAGCUUUCCUGCGUGCCAAACGUGUCGAGUCAAAGGCCUCUCUGAUUCAGAACACGGUUCGGGAACGUCUUGUUGAACAAUCCCAAUCCUUGGGCACCAAUGAAAAUAUCUUCGCAUCAUACGAAGUCAUCGAGAAUGCCUUGUGGAUAUCGCGUGUCUGCGAUAGAUUUGUUAAGCAUGUCACCUCAUGUUCUCCGGAACAAUUUUCUCAGUUCGGAGCUGCGUUUUACGAGCUGGAACCAGUGGAGCGGACAGUUAAUAAUUGGAUCGAUGCUAUAAAAAGAAAUGAGAUCGACGAGAGGAAGUGCGCUUUGGAAUUGCAAAGAUCUAUUGCCCUCUUAACCCAUCUCGCAGAGACGUUGAUUCCAACAGGGCUGGCAGCAUAUGCAGGUGAAACGCUCACACGUGCUAUUAUGAUCCAGACGUACUUGGAACAUAUUGCUUCAGCCUCAGCUCAAUUGAGGAGUCUUCUGCAGGGCAAACUCUCUGCGCCCGACGAUGAUGAUACAGAAAAGGUUUUCUUUUUGAGUAAAAGUGAGGCACUGAUCGGGCAGGCUCGUGGCUUAAAAGUGGCAAUCACCAAAGUAAUUCGUUCUUUGGAGGAGCUAAACUCUAGGUCGCUUGCCUUAUCAGAUGGAGCUGCCGAACCAUUUGAGUCUGCUGAAACAACGGCUAAGAAGCUGGCGGAAUUGACACGGCAGCUAGGGGAAGAUGUAAUCAUCCUCCUUGGGGAGGAAGGCCGCAUUGAGCCUUUCAGAUACGAAGAGGUUUCAAUCAAAAUGUCGCAUACCGCAGUAACUGUAGCCCAAGGCCUCGCAACGGAAAGUGAAAGCAAUGAUGCACUUUCAUUACUGAGUGCAGGACUAAAGACCUUGACUAGUCAGCUUGAAGAGUUAAACACCCAUGCUUCUGACUUGACCCACACGGCCGAAUUUGAAAGAGGAAAGCUUCCGUGGAUUUCACGUGCUGAAGAGCUCAAAGCACGCAAGGAGUUAUCACCUGAUGCGGAUGAGGAGAUCCGUCGACUCAAGAAUGAGUUGAGCGAGACGUCUACUGCCCUUGGCGUCAAAGAUAAAACGCUUGAGGAGCAAUCGAUGAAAGUGGAGCUGCUUGAAUCUCGCAUGCGAGAAGCGACCAAGAAGGCCUCUGUUGUUAAGGAAUUUGAAUCCAAGGUUGAACAGAUGCAAGAAAAGGAGAUCCAGCUUCAAGGACUUGUGGAAAAGCUUGGCAAGGAGUUGGAAGUUAUGCAAUCCGAACGCGAUGAUUAUAAGCACCGGUUUGAGCGUGCGAAGAGGGCGUCUGGCACAGCCGGUGCAGCCAUCACAGCAGAGGGCGUUGUUGUCGACUCACAAGCUACUCUGGCAGCAAUGCGUGAGAACGAAGCUUUACGCUCAGAGAUUAAUGGUCUCCAAGCAGCGGUUCGGUUUUUGCGCGAAGAAAAUCGUCGUUCAAACCUGAUUGAUCCUUACUCUGUUCAACGGACGACAACCAUGCACGCCUGGCUUGAUGCACCACUAACACAGGGAAAACCAUCUGCACAGAAAGAGUCACGAUAUGCCCGAGCCGCGGAAAGCCGGGAUGUACUUAAUCAUUUACUUAAACUUACCAAAGAAACCCGAGUCACCGAUUUGGCAUCUACUCACCCAGCGGAUGCAAAACGCUCAGCGUGGCGUCCUGCCAAGUCAACUUACCGGUAUAAGGCCCUCCAGAAUCGUGAAAAUUACGAGCAAUGGAGUGAUUGGAAGAAUGAAGUGGCAAUGCGAGAAAAGGAGGAAGAGAGAAUACUUGUGGCAAAAGCAGAACGUAUUUUGCGUGAGCAACAGUUUAAACGCCAUCUUCCUCGUGGGUCUGGACAUGCAAAAACGCCGUCGGCCGGAUACGGUAUGAUGGGUAGGGCUUGGACCAUCCUGGGAAUGCAAAGUGGAAUAGACAGGAAAGAGGCUGGAAAGGUCGAGAUCGUGUCUGAUGUUUCUGAUGUCUAA